AUGCUAGAAGGCAACAUUUCAACAUUUCUUGAUAUGAUUUUGAAUUAUUAUAAGGCAAAAUCUCUUAGAGAGUUUAGGGGAUAUAAUGAAGUAGCGUUCCAGACCGCAGUCGAAUUACUACUUCCCACAAACAUUGUAAAUGGAAACGGUUUAAAUUCAAGCAUAAUAUUGGAACUAAAGUGUAUAUCGUUGGUAGGUCUUCUGAGUGGAGAAGAAGGAAGAUGGAUUGAUAAUCCAGGUUAUAAAUCGUUAAUGGCAUUAGAUGCAAAACUUGAAAAAGAAACCGAAAAUGAACUAUUAAAAAGAAUUUAUUUUUAUUGGUGUAAAGAGAAAAAGAAAUGUGAACGAGUAAACGGAUCGGGAGUUUGUGAUGAUAAAAUUAAAAUAGAGAAAGGCGAGGGAUUUUUGGGAGGUUUUCUUUUGGUCUCGAUUGCUGUAUCAACAAAUUAA
This is a messenger RNA of Entrophospora sp. SA101, 450 nucleotides long. NCBI's taxonomy places the organism in Eukaryota, Fungi, Glomeromycota, Glomeromycetes, Entrophosporales, Entrophosporaceae. The record is from the annotation of a GenBank genome assembly.